AUGGACCAGAAAGCACUGAGGUUCUUUCUAGCUGGAGCAUGGGCGGCCCUGCUGUCACUGCAGGGCGCAUGUAGUUUUGUACCGGAUGAUCCUCCCACCUUUCUCACUUAUGGAGUUAAGCAGACCCUGCCCGAAGAUGCUGCUCAGGAGCAAGUUUACUACCUGCAGCAGCUUUUUGGGCAGUACGGGGAGAACGGCACCCUGUCCUUCGAGGGCCUGACACGCCUGCUGCUUAGCCUGGGACUAGGGAAGGUGCAGGUCGUGGAAAUUGAGCAUGAUGCACUGGGCCAUGGCCAUGUCUCCCAUCUGGACAUCCUGGAGGUCCAAGAGAACAAGCACUUGCACUUCCAUUCGGCACUGGAACACCUCCACACGACUGAGCAUAGAAGCAAGGUUCAAGCAGAGGGUGUUACCCCCAGGAAUGGAUACUCUCAGAUGGGCUAUAUUACCCCAGCAUCAGUACCUCCUGCACUCCCCGGUACCAGUCAUGUCACCAAACCAAGCUCCUGGCAAACGACAGAGCAUCCUGGGAAGGGUGAAACCUCUUUCAAAUCUCCCCUUGGACAUGCUGGCCUAAAUCUUCUGGAGAGGGUCAUUGCCCUGGAUCAUUCUGUCUAUAACCACCUGCAUGAGGAUUGCCUCAAUGUAUCACAGUUGCUGGUGAAUUUUGGCUUGAAUCCUGUCUCCAAGAUCACUCCAGAGCAGUUCACUCUGCUGUGUCCAGCUUUGCUCUACCAGAUUGAUAGCCGGGUUUGCAUCCAGCACUAUGAUGAGGUGGUGUCUCCUGGCAUGAAGGGGAGCUCUCUCUGGCCCGGUUUAGGCUGGGGAUUUGCAGCCGUCACCCUGACCAGUUUGCCUUUAGCGCUAGCUAUUGUCCUUGUUCCUCUUCUCAGCAGUGAAGUCUUUCGAUUCCUUCUCAGUUUUCUCGUGGCGCUGGCUGUGGGGACACUGUGUGGAGACGCUCUGCUGCACCUCUGGCCACAUGCACAAGAAAGACCCCAUGAUCUGCUGCCCUUGAAUCAUGAGGCCUUAGUAGAUGAUGCAGCACUGAAAGGCUUGUGCGUGCUGGGAGGCAUUUACCUGCUGUUCCUCAUUGAGAAUCUCAUGGGAACACUGAGGAAAGUUCACAGAAAGCAAGGCACCACUGGAAAGCCAUCUGACAGAUCUCCUGCCAAGACAGAGGACAGCAGCCAUAUCAGAGUCAGGGCAACACCUCAUGGUGCUGAAACUGAGAGUCUGACAAUGCCUGAAGGAGAAACUGGGACUCUCUUCAGUGAGGUACAGGACUGUGCUGUCCAAAUCCGCAACUCGGAAGACUUGGAGAGGCAGGCAGCAGAGCUCCAUCACCAUGGCCAUUCCCACAGUCCAGCCGCCAGCCUCAGUGCCGGGAUCGCAGACAUAGCAUGGAUGGUUAUUCUAGGGGAUGGGAUACAUAAUUUCACAGAUGGGUUGGCCAUUGGGGCUGCUUUCUCUGAUGGAGUCUCGAGUGGUUUAAGUACGACGGUGGCUGUAUUCUGCCAUGAAUUGCCGCAUGAACUUGGAGACUGUGCUGUCCUGCUCCAGGCAGGCAUUCCUCUCCGAAAAGUGUUUCUCUUCAACCUGCUCUCUGCUUUUCUGGCCUACUGUGGUACAGUAGUGGGGACACUUGUUAGCAAGGGCACUUCAGAAGUCACCUCAUGGAUCUUUGCUAUCACUGCUGGCAUUUUCCUGUAUGUGGCCUUGGUGGACAUGCUGCCUGAGUUGCUGCAAAGGCGCUCUCCCGGGUGCAAAAGAGGCUCCUUCAUACACUUUUUCCUCCAGAACUUGGGCUUCCUUCUGGGUGGAGCCCUUAUGCUCUGCAUUGCCAUCUUCGAAGGCCAGAUCAGUUUCCACGUGGACUGGUAGCACUUUCUCAGCU
Molecule: messenger RNA, 1897 nt
Organism: Euleptes europaea (tarantolino)
Lineage: Eukaryota; Metazoa; Chordata; Lepidosauria; Squamata; Sphaerodactylidae
Gene: SLC39A5
Product: solute carrier family 39 member 5
Exons: 10
Coding region: 1-1884 (627 amino acids)
Biological process (GO): BMP signaling pathway; intracellular zinc ion homeostasis; zinc ion import across plasma membrane
Cellular component (GO): membrane
Molecular function (GO): zinc ion transmembrane transporter activity
Source: RefSeq, a predicted model, not a curated record